Mya arenaria is the source of this 1014-nucleotide messenger RNA. RefSeq names its product golgin subfamily A member 6-like protein 22. The transcript has 4 exons. Bases 1 to 1014 code for a protein of 337 amino acids. Gene Ontology annotation, molecular function: GTPase activity; GTP binding. NCBI's taxonomy places the organism in Eukaryota, Metazoa, Mollusca, Bivalvia, Myida, Myidae. The record is from RefSeq and is a predicted model, not a curated record.
AUGUUUCAGGAGCAAUUAGUUGACCAGAAAAUGCCGGUUCCUUACAAGCAACUUGAGGACCUUUUUCAAAGGGUACAUUUGGUUGCACUUCAAUACAUACAAAACAAUGCCGUGUUGGACACAAAACAUUCUGUUGAAAAAGAUGUCCAGUCUUUCAUGGAAAUGCUAUGGGUAAAGAGGAAAUCUGAAAAUGAGCAACAUAUUAUCAAAUACUGUGAGGCCAGUUUGGACGCGUUGCAAUUAAAGAUUACUCUGAUUGAUGGUAUUCAGGCACAAUCGUAUGAAGUUGUCGGAGGCCACAAGAAAUUCAAGCAUGAUUUGGAACGAGUCGGACAGCAGUACACUUUAGAAUUGAAGGAUAAAGGAUAUGCGGACAGAGAGGCGGCGAUAAUUUGGAGUACAUUCAUGCAGACUCUGGGAGAAGCUGAGAUGAAAAUCAUUCAGUUGGAUGAAUCGUUAACAGAAGAAGAGAAGAAAAGGGAAAAAGAGGAAAACAAACAGGAAAUGCAGAGAAUGGUACACACAAUUGAAGAGCAAAAUAAACAGUUGCUCGAAGAACAGCGCGAGUCUUACGAAGCCCAGCAAAAAGAGAUUGAGAACAAACGAGACGAGCAAGACCGGGAACACCAAGAGAAAAUGACCCAACUGUUACAAAAGUUAGCGGAGCUUGAGACAGACGUAAACGAAAGUCUGUUUUUAAAACAAAGAAUUCUACUUCUGGAAGAUGAAGACAAAGAGAGAAGAAGAGAAGAGCAAUUGCGAGAAGAAGAGCAGCGAAGACGAGAUGAGAACGAAAGGAAACGGGACGAAGAUAUGCGAGAAUGGCGCAAAGAUGAAAAGCAGCGAUUUGAGAGAACGCAAAAGGAUACGCGGGAUAUGAUGCAGAGCAUACAAUUAAAAAGCGAUGAAAAAGAUGAAGAGUUGAGGCGUUUAAAGGAAGAUAAAGAAAGAAAAAAAAAACGAAAGGAAAAAUCUGGGAUUUUUUGGAAAAGUUAUGCAUGGAUUUGGGGAUAA